ACUUAAGAGAGACAAGGGGAAGAAAUCUGGAAACAGAGAGAGAAAUGGCGAGCGAUGCUGCGGCGGCUGUAGAGGUAACAACAUCGGCCGAUGCACCGCCGGCCACGGUGGACGCAGCUGCAAAAUUGCCGCAUAAGGUGGAGAGAAAGUGGUCGUUUUGGUGCGAUAACCCAUCUAAGCCAAAACAACAAGGAGCAGCUUGGGGAAGCUCUUUGCGCAGGCUCUACACCUUCGACACAGUUGAAGAAUUCUGGAGCUUGUAUGAUCAGAUAUUUAGACCCAGCAAGUUAGUGAUAAACGCAGACUUUCACUUGUUCAAAGCUGGGAUAGAGCCAAAAUGGGAAGAUCCUGAGUGUGCUGGUGGAGGCAAGUGGACAGUUACUAGCAACAGAAAAGCUAAUCUUGAUAACAUGUGGCUCGAAACUUUGAUGGCUUUAAUUGGGGAGCAAUUUGAUGAGGCUGAUGAGAUAUGUGGAGUGGUUGCCAGUGUGCGUCAAAGGCAGGACAAGAUUUCACUCUGGACUAAAACUGCUACCAACGAAGCUGCUCAGAUGAGCAUUGGAAGGAAAUGGAAGGAAAUCCUUGACGUCACAGAUAAGAUCUCUUACAGUUUUCAUGAUGAUUCUAAAAGGGAAAGAUCAGCAAAAAAUCGAUAUAGUGUGUGAAUAUGCACUUGAAAUCGACAGUGUUAACAGGCACCUGAUUAUACUCAAAAUUAUGUGUGUGUUGCAUUUGAAGUAGAGAUGCGGUUAAUGACGACAAUCAGGAACACCCCACCACUUGUGCCACUGCAAAUUGAUGUAGAAGAUAUUGCUUUGCGCUUUAAUUUUGAUGUAACAUUAUCAUGCGCCAGUUUUGACCUUUGCAAUCUAGGUGUUUUUUUUUUUUAAAAAAAUAUAUAUUGUUUCAAUGUAACGUUGUCAGAUGCCAGUUUUGAUUCUAGUAAUACUGAGAUUGUUGCCUUUCUUCC
Molecule: messenger RNA, 970 nt
Organism: Coffea arabica (coffee)
Lineage: Eukaryota; Viridiplantae; Streptophyta; Magnoliopsida; Gentianales; Rubiaceae
Source: RefSeq, a predicted model, not a curated record